AUGCCGCCUCAUCCCCUCGAGCUUCCCCCAACCCUCUCUCCAGAUGCCCUCGACACCCUGACCGAGCUCACGGGCAUCCUCACCCGCCUCCGAACCGCGAUCCAGACAUCAGGCUCCGUUGGCGGCAUCACCACUGGCGCCACCCCAGCCGGCACCGGCCCCGGCGCGACGCCGAACCCCCUCGGACUUGGCGGCGGCGCCGCCAGCCCCAACGCGCCGCUGUCUCUCAAGGACGUACCCGCCCAGACCGACACGCUGAAGCACAAGCUGCAGCGGGCCCGCACGCAGAUGCGCACACUCCCGGAUAUGGACCGCACUGUCGACGAGCAGGAAGAGGAAAUCAAGGAGCUCGAGGAGCGCAUUAGGAUGCAGCGUGAGGUGCUGGACCGGCUGCGGGACGCGGGCGUCAAGUUUGGUCACGAGGAGGGGGGACGGGGGGAUAAGAUGGAGACGGAGUGA
Colletotrichum orchidophilum is the source of this 459-nucleotide messenger RNA. RefSeq lists its product as uncharacterized. The record is from RefSeq and is a predicted model, not a curated record. Gene Ontology annotation, molecular function: transcription coregulator activity. NCBI's taxonomy places the organism in Eukaryota, Fungi, Ascomycota, Sordariomycetes, Glomerellales, Glomerellaceae. Gene Ontology annotation, cellular component: mediator complex. The transcript has a single exon. Gene Ontology annotation, biological process: regulation of transcription by RNA polymerase II. The coding region runs from base 1 to 459 and encodes 152 amino acids.